GCCUGAGACGCCUCGAUCCAACGCCUACAUUCCAACCAGCUCGAAAUGCUCAGCAGAUGACACCAUGCCGCAGAGAACCUCCGUCAGGACAUAUGGCAAGAGGGCCAGGAAGCCUCAGCCGGGCAAGGCUUUGGCGGAACUGGACGUCAACGUCUCCAUGAGCACAACCACUUCCAAGAGCACAGUGUCCGAUGACACAGUCACCAAGAUCACAAGAAGGCUCAAGGACGUCACCAUCCACGAUGAACAGACAACCAAGUCAUCGGCUAAGCCCAAGGCCGCCCUACCAGCACCGGAGCCUGAGCCAGAAUCAGUGCGACUGCCGCCACAGACUCCCAGGAGACUACACCAAUUGGAGAAACCAAGCCUGAUCCCGACACCGCUGGACAUUCAGGAAGACUCCGAGAUCCUGACAUGGGAGGACGUCUGCCCCUUUGGAGACCGGAUCGAGAAGAUCGCGGAGGCGUCUUAUGCGGAAGUCUACCGCAUCACAAACGACCGAGGAACCAGCAUUAUCAAGGUGAUACGUCUAGAGUCGCCAAUCAGGCCACAGACGAAAGCCCAGCAGAAGUCCGGCCUUGUCGACGAGGAGCCCCACAGCGAGGAUGAUCUCGCGGGCGAGCUGCAGAUCUCGGAACUGCUGGCGGACAUUCCGGGGUUUGUCAUCUACAAGGAGAAAUACACCGUCCAGGGCAAGACCACGCCGGCGCUCCUGGAGACGCACCAGAGCUUCCACAAGAAGAUGAAGCGGAAGGACCCGGGUCGCCUGCAGUUCUACCCCUCGCCAAGCCGAUACCUGAACGAGACCAAGUUCCUCGUGGUGGAGCUGGGCGAUGCAGGCACGGCACUCGAGGAUCUGGAGAUACGCUCUGUCGACCAGAUAUGGGACAUCUUCCUGAACGUCGCCGUCGCACUGGCCAGGGCGGAGAACCUGGUGAGGUUCGAGCACCGCGACCUGCACGAGGGAAACGUGUGCGUGCGCGAGGUCAGGAGCCCGGAGGCCAAGACAGACCGGUCCCCACGCCGCUUUGGAUACUCGGGCCUGGACGUGACGAUACUGGACUACGGCCUGUCGCGGGCCGAGGACGCCGAGGACGCCUCGGCGCGGCCCAUCGCCCAGGACCUCGAGAAGGACCUGGGCCUGUUCACCAGCACCCACGCGCCGCAGUGCAGGGUGUACCGGCAGAUGCGGUCGUACCUGCUGAAGGGCGACCGCGUGUGCCUCCCGCCAGAGGCGCACGACAGGCCCUACGAGAAGGGCGUCAACGGGCGCGUGUCGUGGAGGCAGCACCAUGCGUAUACCAACGUCCUGUGGCUGGCAUACCUGUACGAGUACCUGGUCGGGAACUUCAAGGGCGGCAAGAAGGAGCUGGCCGCCUUCCGGCGCGAGUCCCAAGAGUUCUGGACGCACCUCGACCCCGAGGCACCCCCGGAGAUACUCUCCUUCUCCAGCGCGGAGGACGUCGUCGAGUUCGCGGUCGAGGCAGGUUGGAUAGAGGAAGACCAGCUCGUCGGCCCGAACGGCGACACGAGCUUCUCCCAGGCCGGCGACGAGAGCAUAAUAGAGAUACGGUCGUCGCGGAGGGACGAGGUGAGUCUUAGGAGGUCGCCUAGACGGCGCGUGCAGCCGCCUGUGGGGUGAAGCUGUGCUCUCCCCUGGGGAUCCUCGGCCGGGACCCGAACAGUAUGCUGCGCAUGGUGUUGCUUGAUGAAGAUCAUGAUAAAAUGGCGAUAAGGGGGUCAGGUUUUUGUUUCUUGGGUUCUGCAUAUUGAUACCAGCGGCAUAGAUGAUUUAGGCAGGCAGCGGUUAGUUCCAG
Diaporthe batatas is the source of this 1817-nucleotide messenger RNA. RefSeq lists its product as uncharacterized. The record is from RefSeq and is a predicted model, not a curated record. The coding region runs from base 65 to 1642 and encodes 525 amino acids. Gene Ontology annotation, cellular component: cytoplasm; nucleus. Gene Ontology annotation, molecular function: histone H3T3 kinase activity; ATP binding. The transcript is spliced from 2 exons. Gene Ontology annotation, biological process: intracellular signal transduction; protein phosphorylation; mitotic cell cycle. Lineage: Eukaryota; Fungi; Ascomycota; Sordariomycetes; Diaporthales; Diaporthaceae.